AGAAAGCAUGGGUAAAUAAAAAUUGAAUGAAAAAUAAAGUUCAAGUUAGACUAUAUUAUAAAUAGAAAAAACCAUAAGCAAAGAAUAAGUUUAAGAGUAGGAAGGUGCUAUUAAUAUAUCUGAGGUUCCAGAAAUAACCUGUAGUAUUUGCUACUCCACUAUAGCCGAUCAAGUAAUAUAUUCUUUACUUAUGAUAAGGGAAUUAUUUAAAAUUGUAAACAUACAUAUUGUUUCUAAUGUAUUUAAAAAUGGUCAGAGUAGAAUCUUACAUGUCCCCAAUGCAGAGCUGACUUUACAAAAGUCAUAAGAAUUAGAAAAGAAGGUUAGAAAGCCAAAAAGAAAACUUAUAAAUUUAAAUAACCAAAAUAAAAUAAUGACACAUCGAUCAACAUCAAUCUGGUAUAAUACUAUACUUAACUACUCUUUUUAAUGUUUGAUAUAUAUUAAGAUAGUGAAAGAGAAUGA
Molecule: messenger RNA, 465 nt
Organism: Paramecium octaurelia
Lineage: Eukaryota; Ciliophora; Oligohymenophorea; Peniculida; Parameciidae
Source: the annotation of a GenBank genome assembly